AUUGUAGAUUUGGGAGGAGGAGAUAUUUUGCUGUAUUUUGUAGGUAAUGAAAAACUUAGUGUUUAAAACUGAAAUCAUGCACUCAAAUAUAUAAAGAUUCUCCAAAUUAAUUGGAAUGAAUACCUUAUUAUAGGCUUGACAGGCAUCCCAAUAAUUCACAAAUCUAUUUUCAAUUCAGCUUUUUUAAAUUCCAGAAACAAAACAUAUAUACACUUACUGUACAGUCAGGAGUUGGUUAAAUUACCAAUAUAUUUCACUAAUUUCUUUGCCCAGUAUUGUUUCCUACAGCCUAUUUCCUCCCUAAAAAGGGAUCUGUUUUUUUCUGGCUAAGUGUAUACUUUUACUUAGUACAUACUUUUACUUUCUCUUUCAACUAGGAUCUCUGGGUAAUACUAUCUUAGCCUUUGUUUGAAAUGCAUUUUUUCUUGCUUAUUCUCAAAUAGAUGAUUUGUCAAUAUACAGAAUUCUAAUUUGAUAGUUAGUUUCUCUUAGCAUUUUGUAAAUAGUACUGCAUUGUCUUCUGACAUCUAUUGUUGCUGCCUUGGAGUCUGCAGUCAAUCCGAGUAUCAUUCGUUUGUGAGCUGUUAGGCUCCUCUGGUAAUGUUUAUGCUUUUCUCUUUAUCCUUGAUGUUUUGCAGUUUUAUUCUUAUAUUUCUAGGUGUAAACUUAAAGUUAUUUGCAUUUGUCAGAACUGUUGUGCUUUUAUUAAUUCAAUCAUUCAUUCAUUCAGCUAUUCAUAUCACAUUUAUUGGGCACGUACCAUGAAUGCUAAGCAAUGUUUAAAAACCUUGAACGAAUGGUAGAAAUAUCUGUCUUCAUGGACUUACCUUCAAGUUGGGGAGGUAUACAGUAUCUGAUAACAUAUUUCUCAAUUCCAAGAUACAUCCUGAUUUCUGAGAUGUUAAAAUGUGGACAAGCACAGUCAUUGGUGUUGUAGUUUAAACGGCAGGACUUUUCUUGGCUUAGUGGUAUGUAAACUAUACUGUCUAAAAUUGAUUUUGUUUUAGAUUUGAUUAAAUAUGAUAAGUAAAAUAAUUUAGUAUGUUGAAUAGUGGUCCGUGUUUUGGGAAAAAACAGUAGACAGGAAGGGGAUAAAAUGUGGGAGAAUGGUUUGCAAUUUUAAAUAAGAUGGAUGAGGAAAGCCUCACUGUGAAGGUGACCAUGAAGUAAGACAUGAAGGAAAUGAGGAUGCAAAGCUGUGGAGAUCUAAGGGGAAGAACAUCAAUACUGUCUUACAGUUCACUAAUUUUUCCUUCAAAGGUACCCAUUUAUAGAGAUUAUCCCAGAAUUUGAGUUUCUUUAGUUCAAUAACUAUUUUUCUAACAAAGCUUUUCCUGUCUACCUUUUCUUUUUUCAUAUCUGUUCUUGUUUUGUAAUUUUUUCCUAUUUUUUUCCUGUGUGUAUGUGUGUGUGUGUGUAUGUAUGGAUAGCACAUUUAAAUAAAGUAUAAGGAUUUGGAACAAAAUGGUUUUUGUGAGCCUUUUAUAAAUUACAGUCAUAAGGUAACAUUUAUGUUGGGUUCUCAGAAAGCUACAUGUAUACAAUCUCACUCUUCCAAAGUUAACAUAAACUUUGGGAAUUUUGAUUUUCUCCACCACCUUCCCCUUUUUGUCCAGUGUUUAAAAAAGCCUUUGUCUUCUAGCUUUUCUUGUUUCUUCCUUGUUGUCUUAUACUUAAGUCAAUUUGCCUGUAACUUUUACUUCCAGUUUCUUACUGCUUAUUUUCUCUUUAAAUUCCAUAGAUUUGUGAAAGUGCUUUCUGUACAGGAGAACAGUCUAUGUACACAUUGUUCCUGCCAUGUGGCCUCGAUCCCCACUGCUUUCAGCUUAUGGUGAUCUCCUUGCCAUUUUGGUGGUCUAUACGUUAUUCUCAUCUUCUUGAUAUCUUUGUAUUCAUAGUUCUUGAAAUUCCAAAAGUCCUGUAAUACAGUGCUGUUAGGAUUUUCUUCCUAUUAUCUGUUCUUUUUAUUUUCCUUUUCCCUGUAUCAAUCUUUAUCUACAUGUGGUUGAUUUGCAAGUCUUUAUGUAAAGUUCUCAUUGUUCAUUUGCUUUUAAGAAACACUCUUACCUCGUCCAUCUCUCCAUAAUCAGACUCCUGUGUCCUGUUAGCAGCAAUCCUUUGUCAGUAUGACUGUAGUAGCACUGAAGUCUCCCUUUGAGAUGAAUAUAUCAUAAACUAUGUUGUCCCCUAAGUAAAACAGAAAGAUUCAGAGAAUUAGAUUUCACAGCUGAAAGUGAAAUUAGAAGUCGGUUGGUCCAUCACCUUCAUUGCCUGGGUAAUAAUAGCUCACAUUUUUCAUUACAUGCCAAAAGUCAUUGCAGCAGAGACUUCUAGUUGGCCUUUUUGCCAGCAGUGACUUGUCUCUCUUCUCUAAGUCGUCCUGGCUACUCAUUUCUCCCUUCUGAUCGAGAAACUACUUCUGAUAGUCACUGAAAGUGACUUCCAGCACUUACUAAGUCAGGUGCAAAUUCCACUUCUUGGCAUCCGGCACUCUUAGUCUUAAUUUUUGAACCUUUUCAAAAUAGUCAUAGUAUCCAACUUAGGAAUUUAUUUUAUUUUUAAGAUAUAUUUGGAAAUUAAUUUUUACCUAUUUGUUUCUAUGGGAAGUUGUGAUCCAGUUUUUGUAUUGCAUUUCCAGUUUAUCCUACAUGAUCGUAUUUUAGCUCAUAAUGUACCUGGAGUAACUAUUCUUACAUUGCAAAUGUAAAUGAGAAGGAUGUUUACUUUUACCAUACUCCCACCUUAUACUCCCCCAUAUGCUAUACUUCCCUACACAUAGCACUUACCAUGCUUUACUGUCAUUCUCUGUAAUCCAAAGAAAUGCAAAUACAGGUAUUGUACCAGAACCAGAUAAGUAACAUUAAAGUAUGAAAUAGGCCAGGUGUGACGGAAAUAAUACAAAAUGGGGUACACAGGCACUUUCUAAAAGAGAAAGCUGAUCCUCGGCGAAAGCUCUUAUCACAGGGAAAUUUGGGUUCGGUGUUGCUGAUCUGAUUUUUCAAAAGAAGCCUGAAAUCAGUUUUUAUGUGAAUUUUUUAAAUUUUCAAAACAUUGCAACAAGUCAAACUGAAGGUUGGAUCUAGCCCUUAAGAUGCCAUCUAACAGUGAAAAUUGGUUUUAUUCUCUACAAAUUAAGAUUAAAUCUAUUUUGUGGCCUUUCAUAAUAUUGCCAAUUUUGAUUUAAGGUUUUCAAGUUGUAUGUAUUUUUUUUUAGCUAUAAAGAGAAAUGGCUUCUUUUUGCUGUUUGUUUGUGUGUGUGUGUGUGUGUGUGUGUGUGUGUGUGUGUGUGUUUGGAGGGGGAUGAUUAGGUUUGUUUGUUUCAAUGGAGGUAUUGGGGAUUGAACCCAUGACCUCAUACACGCUAAGCACGCACUCAACCACUGAGCUAUACCCUCCGACCUUGAGAAAUGGUUUCAUUUAUUCAACAAAUUUGAGCUCCAUUUCAGUGCCAAUCAAAGAAUAAAGAUUUUAAGAAAACAAGAUUGCUGUCUUAAGCUCACAAUUUAAUGGAAGAAACAAAAUUUAUUACAACUACAUUUAAUUUCUUACUAUUUAAAGAACAUUUAGAACUAUCAGCAUAUCAGGGUUAUGUGUCCUUAAAAUUCACAAUGUAGCCAAUACAUGGUGGAUAAGAUUACCAUAGUUAAUCAUAAAUAUAACUCAUUCUACAGCGCUUACGCCUGAGAGGUUUGGGGCAUAUGCAAGUCCAAUCAAAGUGAAGCAAAACUGGAAUGUAACUCAAGUGUAGCCAAAAGUAUUAUGUUAUACACCAGCAGAGCUUAGUUCAGAUACCAGUACUGCUGCUUAUUAAUUGUGUGACUGUUGAUAAAUUUCCUAACUUUUCUUAUCAAUCUGAGGACAGAAACCCUGUAUUACUAAUAUUCUUAGCACUUAACACAGUACCUGUUAUAUAAUAGACACUCAAAUAUUUUUGAACAACUGGCUUCUAUUCCUGUUACUUUUUUUUUUUUUUUGGCUGAGGGGAGGGAGGUAAUUAGGUUUAUGUAUUUUAGAGGAUGUACUGGCCAUUGAACCCAGGACCUUGUGCAUUCUAGGCAUGGGCUCUACCACUUGAGCUAUUUCCUCCCCCUCAUGUUACUUCUGACUUAAAGUAUCUUUAGAUUGGUCAGAAGAUUGAGUAUAUGUGGGGUAAGGUAAAGAAUAGAGGCUUAUGAGAGGGGAAGCCAGAAAUGGGGAGGAGGAAAAGGCUUUUUGGGUGAUGGGGGAAAAUUAAAAAGCCAUGGCCAAGUGGAAUUUUCUACUCUGCCCCCUCACUCUUUACUAAUACUCCCCUUAGGCCUGAGCCAGAGGGAGUCCUGGCCUUGGGCCCUGUGCGCUAGGAAGCCCAGUCUGCUGCUGCUCUGGAACUUCGCUCCCUACGGGCCAGAGUCCAGAGAGCCAAAGAGGUGUGUUCACAUAUACUCCUCCUCUAAACCACAUCUUUUUUCCUGUGAAUAUUUACACUAAAAAAAUGUAUAGUAUGUACUCACAUGUUACAAACAAACAAAAAAACAGUUUUAAAAAGAUUUAUGGAUUUUUUUCUUUUUUAAUUUAAGAAUAUCUCAGCUCUCUAUAUUAGAUCCCCAUGGAGUUAUUCAUAUUGAUCUAUCUCAUUCUUUAAAACUCUACGUCAUAUUCCAUAAUAACAAUACUAUAGUAUAUUUAGCCAUUUCCUUAUGGGGGGCUUUUAGAUAAUUUGUAUUUUUUUUCUGUAUAAUACGGAGUGCUACAGUGAAUAUACCCUUUGUACACAAAUGCAAAUAUCUCUACUUUCUACUCCAUGUAUGUAAUGUGGCCACAGACUUAUGAAAACCAGACUAACAACAGAUGGAAGAUGUGGAACAGUUGUCAGGGACUACUUUAAUGACUUAUAACCAUCACUAUUGGAAGAAGAUGGCCAGAAAGACAAGCAGGGAAAGACAAUAAUGAUUGACUGGCUGUCCUGGCCAUUGGCUCAGCACGUAGACACAUGGGUGAUUGCACUCCUGAAAGGACUGGCAGCUGUCCAGAAGUUUACUAUUUUGAUAGAUGUUACUUUACUGAAAAUAGAACUGGUUUUCAAUCGUCUUUGGUUUCCUCUUGUGAGACCCGGUGCUCUUGCAGUUCUUUCUCACAUGCUGCUGAGCUUCCAGCAUUCGCCAGAGGCGUUCCACUUGAUUGUUCCUCAUGUAGUUAACUUGGUUCACUCCUUCAAAAGUGAUGGUCUGCCCUCCAGUACAGCCUUCUUAGUGCAGUUAACGGAAUUGAUACACUGUAUGAUGUAUCACUAUUCUGGAUUUCCAGAUCUCUACGAACCUAUCCUGGAAGCAGUAAAGGAUUUUCCUAAGCCCAGUGAAGAGAAGAUUAAAUUGAUUCUCAAUCAAAGUGCCUGGACUUCUCAAUCCAAUUCUUUGGCAUCUUGUUUGUCUAGACUUUCUGGAAAAUCUGAAACUGGGAAAACUGGUCUUAUUAAUCUAGGGAAUACCUGUUAUAUGAACAGUGUUAUACAGGCAUUGUUUAUGGCCACGGAUUUCAGGAGACAAGUAUUAUCUUUAAAUCUAAAUGGGUGCAAUUCAUUAAUGAAAAAGUUACAGCAUCUUUUUGCCUUUUUGGCUCAUACACAGAGAGAAGCAUAUGCACCUCGGAUAUUCUUUGAGGCUUCCAGACCUCCAUGGUUUACCCCCAGAUCACAGCAAGACUGUUCUGAAUACCUCAGGUUUCUACUAGACAGGCUCCAUGAAGAAGAAAAGAUCUUGAAAGUUCAGUCCUCACACAAGCUGUCCGAAAGUAUGGGGUACAAUGAAACUUCUUUACAAGAAGUAGCCAGUAAGGCAGCUGUACUAACAGAGACCCCUUGCACAAGUGAUGGUGAGAAGACAUUAAUCGAAAAAAUGUUUGGAGGAAAACUACGAACUCACAUACGUUGUCUGAACUGCAGGAGUACCUCACAAAAAGUGGAAGCCUUUACGGAUCUUUCACUUGCCUUUUGUCCUUCCUCUUCUGUGGAAAACUUGUCUUUUCAAGAUCCAGCAUCAUUACCCAGUACACAGGAUGGUGGUCUAAUGCAAGCCAGUGUACCUGGUCCUUCAAAAGAACCAGGAGUCUGUAAUCCAGCAACAGCUGCCUUUGUCUGUGACUCAGCUGUGAAUGAAAGAAUGGUGGACAGUUCCGAUGAGUUUCGCUGUACUGAAGACACUUCUGUCCCUAAUGACUCUAGCAAGAUUCUUGUUAAUAAGGAUGUACCUCAGAAACCAGGAGGUGAAAUCACACCUUCAGUAACUGACUUACUACAUUAUUUUUUGGCUCCAGAGAUUCUUACUGGUGACAACCAAUAUUAUUGUGAAAACUGUGCCUCUCUGCAGAAUGCCGAGAAAACUAUGCAAAUUACGGAGGAACCUGAAUACCUAAUUCUUACUCUCCUAAGAUUUUCAUAUGAUCAGAAGUAUCAUGUGAGAAGAAAAAUUCUAGACAAUGUGUCACUGCCACUGGUUUUGGAGUUGCCAGUUAAAAGAACUACUUCUUUCUCUUCAUUGUCAGAAAGUUGGUCUCUAGAUGUUGACUUCACUGAUAUUAGUGAGAAUCUAGCUAAAAAAUUAAAGCCUUCUGGGACUGAAGAAGCUUGCUGCCCAAAAUUGGUGCCCUAUCUAUUAAGUUCUGUUGUCGUUCACUCUGGUGUAUCCUCUGAAAGCGGGCAUUACUACUCUUAUGCCAGAAACAUCACAGGUACAGAGUCCUCAUACCAGAUGUGCCACCAGCCCGAAACUCUGGCGUUAGCCUCCUCCCAGAGUCAUUUACUAGGGAGGGAUAGUCCCAGUGCAGUGAUUGAACAGGAUUUGGAAAAUAAGGAGAUAUCAAAAGAAUGGUUUUUAUUUAAUGACAGCAGAGUGACGUUUACUUCAUUUCAGUCAGUCCAGAAAAUCACGAGUAGAUUUCCAAAGGACACAGCCUAUGUGCUUUUGUAUAAAAAACAGAACAGCACUAAUGGUUUAAGUGGUAAUAAUUCAACCAGUGGACUCUGGGUAAAUGGAGACCCACCUCUCCAGAAAGAACUAAUGGAUGCCAUAACAAAAGACAAUAAGCUGUAUUUACAGGAACAAGAGUUGAAUGCUCGAGCCCGGGCCCUACAAGCUGCAUCUGCCUCCUGUUCAUUUCGGCCCAAUGGAUUUGAUGACAAUGAUCCACCAGGAAGCUGCGGACCAACUGGUGGUGGGGGUGGAGGAGGAUUUAAUACUGUUGGCAGACUCGUAUUUUGAUGCUGAGAGAGUCCAAAUGCACUGGUCACAAAACAGCCAAUAUUAUGACUGUUAAAAUGUCAGACUGUAACAAGUAUCAUAUCUAUCUUUUAUUUUUCUUUUCAUUAGACCCUUAUACUUUGAGAAAACACAUUCAGUGCUUGUUUUUAUUUUCUUGACAAUACAUUUAUUAACAAAAUGCAUCAUGGGAAAAAAAUCUACCUCUUAAAAUUCCAUUUGCUUUUAUGGUUAGACAUGCUUGACCAAAAAUUUUCAGAGGAAAAUAUAUACCUGGUCCCUAAUUAAGCUGCAUUAAAUUUAGUAGAGGUAUUUAAAUGGUCCUGUCCUUGGUUUUACUGAAAGAAAAAAAAAAUUUCAUUUAUUAUCCUUUAUAAAAGAAUUGGUAUUAGAGUUGAAGGAAAUAUUGUUAAAAAGGAAAGAAAAAAUCUUUUAUUUAGAUUACCUGUGUAGUUAUCCAUUAUUAAAUUCAAGUCUUUGAAAAUACUAGAGAUGAUACAGUCUCUCUUGAAGGCAAUAACAUAAAAUUCAUCCAGCUGUAGUACUUUUCAGGUUUGUGUAGUGCUGUCUUCAGCAUCACUGUAUCUGCAUUUCAAGUACAAAUGUUUUAAAAAAGGAUUAUUUAUACAUAUGUGCUGAAUUGAUUUUAAGAAAGGUGCAUGAUCCUGUAGGAGCCACAUUUUUACCUAAAAAUUGCUAACUUUGUAGUAUUUCUAAUUAUUUGAGGAUUUUAAAAAUUCUAUUUCAGGGAGUAUAUCUUCUGUGUGUUUUGAAGGAGGUGAGUUCUGUAUGUGCCUUGCAGUACUGUAAUUCAAAAAUAGGAAUCUUUGGCUGCGGAAAAGUUUUUUUUAAAUGAAAAAUGUUAGGAAGUAAUUUUUUGUGCUAACAUUAAAAUUAUAACUUUUUGAAAGGUAUUAGAUUUUCCUGAAGUAAAAUCUGAUGGUUCUAAAUCAAUAAGUGUGAUAGUUUGUUUUUAACUCUUAGAAGAAUUCAGAGGAAAUGAACCUAGUCACGUAAAAAAAACUUUGAUUUUUGUUACUUAAUCCUCAGAAUAUUAAAAAUUGAUCACAUAUUUUUAGAGUCGUUCAUCCGGGUUUUUCUGAGUUUGUUGUUGUUGUUGUUGUUUGAGUCAUAUGUUUUGCACAAUUGUUUCACAGUUUGAGAUAAAAUGUCAAAAUGUCA
Messenger RNA from Camelus dromedarius (Arabian camel), 8411 nucleotides. RefSeq names its product ubiquitin specific peptidase 38 (gene USP38). The transcript is spliced from 9 exons. The coding region runs from base 4926 to 7232 and encodes 768 amino acids. NCBI's taxonomy places the organism in Eukaryota, Metazoa, Chordata, Mammalia, Artiodactyla, Camelidae. Gene Ontology annotation, cellular component: nucleus; cytosol. Gene Ontology annotation, molecular function: cysteine-type deubiquitinase activity. The record is from RefSeq and is a predicted model, not a curated record. Gene Ontology annotation, biological process: ubiquitin-dependent protein catabolic process; protein deubiquitination.